Podospora bellae-mahoneyi is the source of this 546-nucleotide messenger RNA. RefSeq lists its product as uncharacterized. Bases 1 to 546 code for a protein of 181 amino acids. The transcript is spliced from 3 exons. NCBI's taxonomy places the organism in Eukaryota, Fungi, Ascomycota, Sordariomycetes, Sordariales, Podosporaceae. The record is from RefSeq and is a predicted model, not a curated record.
AUGGAGUCUGUGUAUCACAUCCUGGAAUAUGAAUACACCGAAGCCAAUGUCUCGCUCACUGCCCUGAAGAAUAGAGACUCGGCACAGGUCCGUGUUCUCAAAGAUCUCUCUCAGCAGCUUCCGUUCCAACUCUUCGUCGCUCUCUUGGAAAAGCAAGAUUAUGGGAGUUGCAUGGAUGAUUUUAUGAAUCGGAAUAUAAUGAGGAUGAUGAUGAUGAUGAUGAUGAUGGUUAUAUUGAUCGAAUUGAUGUCCAUAUGCGAUCAAGGAAGCCGAAGAGCCUUCUUUACAAAAUCGACGAUCCCUCGCCCCACGGCGCGACCUAUUCUGUUAAAAGAUUUAUUUUACUUGGAAGGAAAGGUGGUGGGCAAAGAUCUACUGCUUGAUCGGGACAGUAUCCUAGAUGAAUCCGGCUUCGACUCUGUGAUGGUGGAAGAAGAGGUUGACGGGUACAUGGGAAAUGAAGGCGUGGGCGCAACCCAUUGGUAUCGUGUUACGAACAGCACGCCCUGGGAUCGCGACGAGUUGAGAAUAAAGGUUGGGAGAUGA